AUGGCCUCAAGAACAUUAACACCUAUACGCGCCGCGGCUCGACGGGCACGCACAAUAUCAAUUCCCCAAUCCCAAAUACAACCAUCCAUCCGGACUCUCGUUAGCACGUCGAAACCGAAGGCCGCAUCAACCACCUACACCAAGGCCCCCGCCUCCUCCACAGCGACGCCAAAGCCCAGCUCGACGUCUCCCCCCGCCGGAACCAGCACCACAUCUGCAGCCCCAUCAGGGACGCGAACCCCCGUCCCCGCCGUCUCAGGCGUGCCCCUCCCCGACGCCUCGGGCGGCGAGGAACCCAACACCGGCGACCCGAUCGACUGGACGCAGUCGUACCACGGCCUCGGGACGUCGGCGUUCUCGCCCGAGACCGCCACCGUAUUGCAGGCGCGCCUUAACCCCGAAGACAUCGAGGUCAAGCCCGACGGCAUCAUCUACCUCCCCGAGAUCAAGUACAGGCGGAUCCUGAACACCGCGUUUGGUCCCGGCGGCUGGGGUCUGGCGCCUCGGGGACAGCUCAUGGUCCACGAGAAACUAGUUACGCGGGACUAUGCGCUUGUUGUGCACGGACGAUUCGUAGCUCAAGCCCGAGGCGAGAUGUCGUACUUCACGGAAGAGGGCGUCUCGACGGCGGCCGAGGGAUGCAAGUCCAACGCGCUGAUGCGGUGCUGCAAGGACCUAGGAAUUGCGUCGGAGUUGUGGGAUCCGCGCUUCAUCCGCAAGUUCAUGAAGGAGCAUGCCAUGCAAGUUUGGGUUGAGCAUGCCACCACCAAGAAGAGGAAGCAGAUCUGGUUGCGCAAGGACGACGAGGUCCGCUAUCCUUUUAAGAAGACGUCGUAG
Messenger RNA from Daldinia childiae, 837 nucleotides. RefSeq lists its product as uncharacterized. Gene Ontology annotation, cellular component: mitochondrial nucleoid; mitochondrial chromosome. The transcript is spliced from 2 exons. The record is from RefSeq and is a predicted model, not a curated record. The coding region runs from base 1 to 837 and encodes 278 amino acids. Gene Ontology annotation, molecular function: single-stranded DNA binding. Gene Ontology annotation, biological process: recombinational repair; interstrand cross-link repair. Lineage: Eukaryota; Fungi; Ascomycota; Sordariomycetes; Xylariales; Hypoxylaceae.